UAUGUGUCAUUUUUAGAGGUCAUUUUUGUCAAUGUCAAAUCUUAAAACAAAACAACAAUUUGGCGUGUAUUUACGUUGAUUUACGUCUAUGAAGUAUUUAUUAAUAGCUAAAAUUCGCGAGUAUAUCAUGGAGCAACUACAGCCUCAUGUGAAAAACAUUAAAAUACCGACUGAAAACGACAAAGUUUACAAAGACGAGUGUGUCUACUCGUUCGAUAGUCCCGAAAGCCCAACCGGAUUGUAUAUUGGUUUAACCACGUUCAUUGGCCUAGGCCGGAAUCACGUCGAGAGGCAUUUUAAAAAGACUGGCGAGGCUGUGUAUUUACAUUUGAAGAGGAUAUGUAGAGAGGUUUCAUCACCAACACAGGGCGAUGGUCCGGAAAAGAAAAUCACCCGCCUGGCCAUCGGCGUGGAGGGGGGUUUCGAUCCCGAAUCGGGGAAGAAGAAGUUUGAGUUUGAGGAUAGCUAUAAGAUUGUUAUUUUGCCGGGAUUUCUGGAGAUUUCGUGGCCUAAGUUGGAAUUUCCAGAAGUAGUACUUCUCUCAGUCAAAGCAAUAAUCGACUUACCUUCGGCGAGCAAAUUGGCAGAAUUAGAGGCGCUGAGCGGGACGUGGGACGGCGAGACGAGGCAAGUCUCCAAACACGCCCAGAGCCUGGUCCAGCUGGAGAACGGUAAAAAAAUCCCGCCUACAGGGUGGACAUGCGAAAAGUGCGACAAGACUGAGAACCUGUGGCUGAAUUUGAGCGACGGCUCUGUGCUUUGCGGUCGGAAGUUUUUCGACGGCUCUGGGGGCAACAAUCACGCUAUAGAACACUACAGCGUGACCAAUUAUCCGUUGGCGGUGAAACUGGGUACCAUUACCAAAGACGGCAAGGCCGACGUGUUCAGUUAUAGCGAGGACGAUAUGGUGGAGGAUCCGUUGUUGGCUCAGCACUUGCAACAUUUCGGUAUAAACAUUUCACAAAUGGAGAAAACCGAGAAAUCUAUGGUCGAAUUGGAGUUGGAGCUGAAUCAGAAAACCAACGAAUGGUCUGCUCUGUGUGAAAGCGGUGGCAAGCUCAAACCCAUCUACGGUCCGGGUUAUACGGGGAUGCAAAAUAUGGGAAAUUCGUGUUAUUUGAACAGUAUUAUGCAGGUUAUAUACAGGAUUCCCGAUUUUGUUUCGAAGUACUUUGAAGGAUGCGAAGGGAUAUUUGACAAGGCUUGUGGUAACCCAGCUGAGGAUUUUUCUGUACAAAUGGCUAAAUUAGCAUAUGGGCUGCUUUCCGGUGAUUAUUCUGUACCUCCAGACUCUGGAGUGCCCGUUGAUGCCGAUCCUCCCGGUAUAACUCCACACAUGUUCAAAACGUUGGUGGGAAAAGGCCAUCCAGAAUUUUCCACCAAAAAACAGCAGGAUGUCCAAGAGUUUUUGUUACAUCUGCUCACAUUGUUGGAACGGCACAAUAACAACAGUUUCAACCCUGGCGAGUGUUUCAAAUUCGAAGUGGAGGAACGUUUUCAGUGUGGCCAAAGUAAAAUGGUGAAGUACAUCACUAGGAGCGAGGUCUGUCUGAGUUUAAACAUUCCUAUGGACGCGGCAAUCAACAAGGAGGAGGUGGCGAAUUAUGAAGCAAGGAAAUCAGAGGCAGAAUCUCACGGUAAAAGAUUAGAUCCUGAAUCGAUUGUUAGACCAAAGAUUAAAUUUUUCUCCUGCCUGGAGUCUUUCACACAGUCCGAAGUUAUCAACAGUUUCUUCAGUUCGGCUGUCAACGGCAACGUUUCUGCCAGAAAAACGACGAGAUUGGCAACUUUCCCGGACUAUUUGGUGAUCCAACUGAAAAAAUUCACUCUGAGGGAGGACUGGGUGCCGAUAAAGUUGGACGUUUCCGUGGAAAUGCCCGAUGUGUUGGAUAUUUCAGUUCUGAGAGGUACAGGACCGCAGCCCGGGGAAGAGCUCCUACCCGAGCCCGACACUGCGCCUCCCGCGCCUCAAUUCGAUGAGGCUGUGCUAGCUCAGCUCUGCGACAUGGGUUUCCCGUUAGAAUCCUGUAAAAGAGCCCUAUACCAAACGGGAAACAAAGGCGUGGAAGUGGCGACGGCCUGGAUCAUGGAGCACAUUACCGAUCCCGAUUUCACGGAUCCUUUCAUCCCGCCCGGCACGGAACCAUCCAAGUCCUCGUUCGCGCCGAACCCGGAAGCGUUGGCCACGAUUAUUUCCAUGGGAUUCACGGAGAACCAGGCGUCCAAGGCGCUGAAGAACACGGAUAACAACGUGGAACGGGCCAUGGACUGGAUUUUUUCGCACGUCGACGAUAUGGAUACGGAGGAGAACGAUGAGGCGGCGGCGGCGACGGCGAGUCACAGGCCUAAAUUCAGGGAUGGGAAUGGCAAAUAUAAGUUAAUAGCGUUCAUCUCCCACAUGGGAACGUCCACGAUGGUAGGCCACUACGUUGCCCACAUUCAAAAGGAAGGGCAGUGGGUCAUCUUCAACGACAGCAAAGUUGCCCUGUCCGAACAUCCGCCCAAAGACCUAGGUUACCUGUAUAUUUACGAACGGCUCUAAAUAAUGUACGAAAAUAUACGGUUCGAAAUAAAGCUAAUAGAACAUGGAGGUUUAUUUAUGCUUGGUUUGUGCGAAUUAAUGUUUUAGAAGUAAUAUGGAUUGAAUAAAGUAAAGUAAUUACCUCGAAGAGGUUUUAUAUGGUUUCUAUAUUGUGUUUUUGAUGAUUUUCUGUAAUAAACUACGUUUUGAUAGU
Molecule: messenger RNA, 2735 nt
Organism: Sitophilus oryzae (rice weevil)
Lineage: Eukaryota; Metazoa; Arthropoda; Insecta; Coleoptera; Curculionidae
Gene: Usp5
Product: ubiquitin carboxyl-terminal hydrolase 5
Exons: 12
Coding region: 89-2542 (817 amino acids)
Biological process (GO): protein deubiquitination
Molecular function (GO): cysteine-type deubiquitinase activity; protein binding; zinc ion binding
Source: RefSeq, a predicted model, not a curated record